AAAAUGGGUGCACCUCACCUCCACCCCCAAAAUGCAUCUUCCAUCUAGGUGGCCGCGCUUGUCCCCUCUUCCCUCAACAUCCCCAACCACCUUUGCUUAUAUAAUGUCUCUCUUCUCCUCUUCCACUUCCCUCAUCUCUCUCUCCCCCUUCAACUUCAUUAAUUCAACCCCAACAUUUCAUUUCAAUUCCAAUUCACCAUGCCUGCCGAUCUAAACCUCCGAUUAGGCCUCCCCGGCUCCGACCAAUCCGACAAGAGCAACAAGAGAUCCUCCCCGGAGACGGCCGAGGACACCGCCUCCAACGGAGUCCCCGCCGCCAAGUCCGCCGACGACCACGAAACUGCACCCGCGCCAAAAGCGCAGAUAGUCGGGUGGCCCCCCGUGAAGUCGUACCGUAAAAGCACGGCGAAGAAGGCGGAGACGGAGAGUGGGAUGUAUGUGAAAGUGAGCAUGGACGGAGCUCCUUAUCUUAGAAAGAUUGAUAUCAAGCUUUACAAUGGUUAUUCCCAUCUUCUCACUGCUUUGGAAGACAUGUUCAAGCUCUCUAUAGGUGAAUAUUCAGAGAGGGAAGGAUACAAAGGGUCCGAAUAUGCUCCAGCCUAUGAGGAUAAAGAUGGAGAUUUGAUGCUUGUUGGAGAUGUUCCAUGGGAGAUGUUCAUGUCGUCUUGCAAGAGACUUAGAAUCAUGAGGGGAGCGGACGCAAGAGGAUUGGGUUGUGCUCAGUAGUUCUUGGUUGUCGUUGUUGUUGUUGUUGUCGUCGUCAUAUAUAUAUAUAGAUAUAUGUGUGAAGAAAUGAAGGAGGAAGAUGAUGAUCUGAGAGGAACAGAUGAUUCAUCGAACUUGGGAUGUGGAAGAAUUGAUUAAUCUAGAUUUUGAGAUUAAUUGAUUUCCAUGUAUUCAUUCAAACAGUUUUUUUAGCUACCAAAUAUAUAUAUGCCUCGUUUGAGAGGCUGAACUGGAUUAUAUAAAUAUAUAUGUACUCCUAGUAAUUAAAUUACAGUGUUUUAUUUAGAGUGUGAAAA
Salvia splendens (bonfire salvia) is the source of this 1022-nucleotide messenger RNA. Its product is annotated as auxin-induced protein 22D-like. The transcript has 4 exons. Gene Ontology annotation, biological process: regulation of DNA-templated transcription. Gene Ontology annotation, cellular component: nucleus. The coding region runs from base 199 to 726 and encodes 175 amino acids. The record is from RefSeq and is a predicted model, not a curated record. NCBI's taxonomy places the organism in Eukaryota, Viridiplantae, Streptophyta, Magnoliopsida, Lamiales, Lamiaceae.